ACUGCGAGACACUGGAAGCGUUUUAGAGAGAGAAAAACUAGAGAGAGAAAGUGAGAGAGAGAGAGAACGAGAUCUGAUCGAAGAGAGAAGAAGAAGAAGCGAAAGCGCUUUUUCCCGAAGCCCUGUUCGUGCUACUGAUGCUGUUGUCGUAAGCCUUGAACUCUUUCUCUUCUUCUUCUUCUUUGUAUGUUGGUCUUAGUUUAGAGCCCUACGAUUCGUCGUUUUUCGUAGGGAACAGAAACCCUAAUUUUGAUUUUUCUUGAAUCUGCAAAUUUUGUGAGAUUUGGGGGGAAAAUUAGGGUUUUAUUUGGGAAAAAAAACCCUAGGGGAUUUUGGAUCUUUGUGAGAGGGUUUUUGCGGGAGUUAGGGUUUAGUUGAGAGGUACAUGUAUGGCUUCGGGGCCUAUAGUUGGAGAAGGUGAUGGAGCCACAGAGAAGCAGCGGUGCUCGGAAACCAAGGUCUACACUCGAAAAGCUUUUAGAAACUCCAGAAAGAAUCUUCUCAACAACAACAACGCCAAAACAAUCUCUACCGCCACCGCCUUAGCCGCCGCUGCCAGAGACGAGAAGAGUAACGGCGAGAAGAAGGACGGGGAGAACAGGAAUGAUAAUAAUGUCAAUUCUACUCAAGCUCCGGCGGAGGUGAUUGGUUUGGAGGAUGGGAACUCAGCUCAGCCUCCAGCUCCGGUUUCCGAGGACGGGAAUUCAGCUCAGCCACCGGCUCAGGGGUCUCAGGAUGGGAAUUCUGCCCAGCCGCAACAGCCACAGUCGGUUUUGCGGGUUGAAGCUGCCUCUGGUGAUUCGUCGAGCCUGAACCAGCAAGAGCCUAUAGUGGCAGUGGCGGCUGCGGCUACUCAGGUUACACCUGCAGAGAAUGGGGUUUUGAAGCCGGAGUCGGAUAACAGCCGAGUUAAGAUCAGUUUGACUUCGAGGUCGAAGCAAGAGGUGCGUGAGCUUAGAAGGAAGCUUGAGAGUGAACUGGUUAUGGUUCGGGGUUUGGUGAAGAAGAUUGAGGCCAAGCAGGGGCAGAUUGCCGGGUUAAGUUACUCGCAUGUUUCUGCGAAUGAUAGGGUUAAUAGUAAUGUCAUUGGAGGGCUGAGGCGGGUUCACUCCGAGGUUGCUUCAGGUGGUGUUCCUCGUGAGGUUACUAGGCCUUUGCAUCAGCUGAGUGUAUCGGUAUUGGAGAAUAGUCAGGGAGGGAUUGAUAAUGUGGAGAAAGAGAAGAGGACCCCCAAGGCAAACCAGUUCUACCAAAGUUCUGAGUUUUUGCUGGCCAAGGAUAAGUUUCCACCGGCUGAAAGUAACAAGAAGACAAAAUUGAAUCUGAAGAAGCAGCAUAGUGGAGGAGAGGUUGUACACAGGUAUACGAUGGGCAACAAGUUUUUCAAGAGUUGUAGUUCUUUGCUUGAGAAAUUGAUGAAACACAAGCACGGUUGGGUGUUUAAUGAACCUGUGGAUGCUGAAAAGCUUGGUUUGCACGAUUAUCACAUUAUUAUCAAGAGUCCGAUGGACUUGGGUACAAUCAAAUCCAGGCUGAUCAAGAAUUGGUACAAGUCCCCCAAAGAAUUUGCAGAAGAUGUGAGACUUACUUUUGACAAUGCCAUGACCUAUAAUCCUCCCGGGCAGGAUGUUCAUGUCAUGGCAGAACAGCUAGUCAAGAUUUUCGAGGAAAGGUGGGCUAUAAUUGAGUCAGAUUAUAAUCGUGAGACAAGGUUCGGUUAUGAUUAUGGGACUGGUCUUCCAACACAACCAAUACCAAGAAAGGCUCCUCCACCACCACCUCCUCUUGAUAUGCGAAGGAUCUUGGACAGGUCUGAGUCCAUAACACAUCAUAGUGAUCCCAGGCCAAGAUCCAUGACUACCACUCCUAGGACCCCUGCUCCAAAGAAGCCCAAGGCAAAGGAUCCUCAUAAAAGGGACAUGACUUAUGAUGAGAAACAAAAGCUUAGCACAAGCCUCCAGGGUCUACCUUCAGAGAAGCUAGAUACCAUUGUACAGAUUAUUAGGAAAAGGAAUUCAGCUGUCUUCCAGCAUGAUGAUGAAAUUGAAGUGGACAUUGAUAGCGUGGAUGCUGAGACCCUCUGGGAGCUUGAUAGGUAUGUUACCAAUUACAAGAAGAGCUUGAGCAAGCACAAGCGGAAAGCUGAACUUGCCAUGCAAGCCAGACUAGUGACUGAGCAGAAUGUCCUUCCGCAGGCCCAGGCCCCCAAUGUAGACGAGGUUCCCAACGAAACCACAACAGAUCCAAAGAUUGUUUCGUCUUCAACACCAAUUCAUAGGGAUAACCAGGGGGAUAAUAGGAGUAGGUCGAGUAGUUCAAGCAGCUCUAGCAGUGAUUCUGGAUCUUCUUCGAGUGACUCUGAUAGUGAUAGUUCAUCAGACUCUGGAUCUGAUGCCGGAUCUCCAAGGACUUGACUACUUUUUUCUUUUUCUUGUUAAGGUAAGGUUGAGUAGAUUUCGAUGCAAGGUCUGCUUUUUG
Fragaria vesca subsp. vesca is the source of this 2478-nucleotide messenger RNA. RefSeq names its product transcription factor GTE4-like. The record is from RefSeq and is a predicted model, not a curated record. The transcript is spliced from 5 exons. Gene Ontology annotation, molecular function: protein binding. Bases 390 to 2414 code for a protein of 674 amino acids. NCBI's taxonomy places the organism in Eukaryota, Viridiplantae, Streptophyta, Magnoliopsida, Rosales, Rosaceae.